This is a messenger RNA of Phalacrocorax carbo (great cormorant), 5800 nucleotides long. Lineage: Eukaryota; Metazoa; Chordata; Aves; Suliformes; Phalacrocoracidae. The record is from RefSeq and is a predicted model, not a curated record.
UUUGUCAGCUCCCUGCAGUUCAGAAUUGAGGCAAAUACACUCCAGCAAACACCAUGCUGACCAGAUCUUCAGCUCUUCGAGGAUUUUUGUAUUUUCUCCUCUUGCCUAGUUUCUCCUGCUCCUGUCCUAGUCGCUGCCUGUGCUUCAGGGCUACAGUAAGAUGCAUGCAUCUGAUGUUGGAAACCAUCCCCGAUGUCCCACCCCAGACAAACAUACUAGAUCUACGUUUCAACCACAUCAAGGAGAUACAGCCUGGAGCCUUCAGGAAACUGAAGAACCUCAACACGCUGCUGCUGAACAAUAAUCAGAUAAAACAAAUUGUGAGAAGAUCCUUUGAACAUCUGGAGAACCUGAAGUACCUCUACCUUUAUAAAAAUGAAAUUCAGAGCAUCCAGCAACAUGCCUUCAAUGGGCUCCGUUCUCUGGAACAGCUCUACCUCCAUUUCAACAACCUGGAAAGCCUGGAGCUGGAGACUUUUAGUGAUCUGCCUAAACUUGAAAGGCUAUUCUUGCACAACAACAGGAUUUCCAGGAUUCAUCCAGGGACAUUCUCUCAACUGGAAUCCCUCAAACGGCUGCGGCUGGACUCCAACGCCUUGCUUUGCGACUGUGACUUGAUGUGGCUGGCUGAGCUGCUGAAGAAAUAUGCUGAGCAGGGCAGUAUCCAGACAGCUGCCACCUGCGAGGCUCCUCGGGAGCUGCACGGGCGCUCCAUUGUCACCUUGACUGCCCAGGAGUUUAACUGCGAGAGACCACGCAUAACCUCAGAACCUCACGAUGUCGACGUCCUCUUGGGAAACACAGUUUAUUUCACCUGCAGGGCAGAAGGCAACCCAAAGCCUGCAAUUAUUUGGCUGCACAACAAUAACGAGAUUGACAUGAAAGAUGACAACCGCCUGAACCUGUUACAAGAUGGUACCUUGAUGAUCCAGAAUACCAAGGAGUCAGACAAAGGCAUCUACCAGUGCAUGGCCAAGAACAUAGCUGGGGAGGUCAAGACCCAAGAAGUCGUUCUGCGCUAUUUUGGCACCCCAUCCAAGCCCACUUUUGUGAUCCAGCCACAGAACACUGAAGUGCUGAUUGGGGAAAGCGUCACUUUGGAGUGUGGGGUCUCUGGGCACCCCCACCCUCGCAUCAGCUGGACCCUUGGCACAGGCUCUCCUUUACCACAGGAUUCCCGUUUCGCUAUCACCAGCUCUGGAGGACUUUUCAUACAGAAUGUCACCUUCUCGGACCAGGGGCAGUACAACUGCAAUGCCAGCAACACCGAGGGGUCCAUCCAGGCGACAGCAAGGAUCAUAGUGCAAGAUUCUCCCAGGUUUCUCCUCAUCCCCACUGAUCAGACAGUAACUGAGGGACAAAGUGUGGAUUUCCCCUGCUCUGCCGAGGGUCACCCUCCACCUGUGAUUGCCUGGACAAGGGCAGGUGGGCCACUGCCGAAUGACCGGAGGCACAGCAUCCUCUCCACUGGUACCCUGCGAGUGAUGAGGGUUGCUUUGCAUGACCAAGGCCAGUACGAAUGCCAUGCCAUCAGUGCCAUUGGAGUGAGGACCCUCCCAGUACAGCUGUCGGUGACCCCACGAGUGAUACCCGUGUUCCUUCAUCCCCCUCAAGACGUGGUGGCAGAGACAGGCCAGGACGUUGCCAUUACCUGCACCGCCCAAGGAGAUCCACGGCCCACCAUAACCUGGGUCAAAGAGGGUAUCCAGAUCACAGAGAGUGGCAAAUUCCACAUAAGCCAAGAUGGGACCCUUUCCAUUCAAGACCUCGGCGUGGCUGACCAGGGCAGAUACGAGUGCAUAGCAAGAAACCCUUUUGGCUUCACCUCCAGCGCUAUGCAGCUCACCAUCACCGCCACGGAUGUCGGUCGGAGCGGUGACACGUUUGUAGCCACGUCGCUACGGGAAGCCAUCAGCAGUGUGGACCAUGCCAUCAAUUCAACACGCACCGAGCUGUUUAGCAAAUGCCCCAAGACACCCAAUGACUUGCUGGCUCUCUUCCGUUACCCUCGGGACCCCUACACCCUUGAAACAGCCAGGGCAGGUGAGAUAUUUGAAAGGACCUUGCAGCUGAUUCAGGAACAUGUGCAACAAGGUCUAAUCGUGGAUAUGAAUGUCACAGGCUACCGGUACAAUGACUUGGUGUCCCCUCACUACCUGAACAUGAUUGCCAACCUGUCGGGCUGCUCUGCCCACCGCCGCACGCCAAACUGCUCGGAUAUCUGCUUCCACAAGAAGUACAGGACCCACGAUGGGUCUUGCAACAACCUGCAGCACCCGAUGUGGGGUGCAUCUCUCACAGCCUUUCAGAGGCUUCUCAAACCUGCCUACCAGAACGGAUUUAACCUCCCCCGGGGGUUUUCUUUGGCAGAAGAUGCCAGGGACCUGCCCCUUCCUCUACCGCGCCUCGUCUCCACUGCCAUGGUUGGGACUGAGACCAUCACCCCUGAUGAUCAGUUCACGCACAUGCUCAUGCAGUGGGGGCAGUUUCUGGACCAUGACAUGGACCAGACGGUGGCAGCCAUUAGCAUGUCCCGCUUCUCAGAUGGAGCACCCUGCAGUGAGGUGUGCAGCAACGACCCACCUUGCUUCUCUGUCAUGGUCCCUGCCAAUGACCCCCGCGUGAGGAACGGGCGCUGCAUGUUCUUCGUCCGCUCAAGCCCCGUGUGCGGCAGCGGCAUGACUUCCUUGCUGAUGAACUCUGUCUAUGCCAGGGAGCAGAUCAACCACUUGACAUCUUACAUCGAUGCCUCCAAUGUUUAUGGCAGCACAGAGCAGGAAUCACGGGAGCUGCGGGAUCUGAGCAGCCAACAUGGGCUGCUGAAGCAAGGACAAAUUGUGCCCAGCUCGGGGAAACGUCUCCUUCCCUUUGCUGUAGGGCCACCCACUGAGUGUAUGAGAGAUGAGAAUGAGAGCCCCGUGCCGUGCUUCCUGGCAGGAGACCACCGUGCCAAUGAGCAGCUGGGUCUCACGGCCAUGCACACGCUUUGGUUCAGGGAGCACAACCGCAUUGCCACGGAGCUGUCGGCCCUCAAUCCCCACUGGGAUGGAGACCUCCUGUAUCACGAAGCACGGAAGAUUGUGGGUGCCCAGAUGCAGCAUAUCACCUAUGCCCAGUGGCUCCCCAAGGUCCUUGGGGAUGCUGGGAUGAAGAUGCUGGGUGAGUACAAAGGCUACAACCCCAACAUCAAUGCAGGGAUUCUCAAUGCCUUUGCCACUGCUGCCUUCCGCUUUGGGCACACCUUGAUCAACCCCAUUCUGUACCGGCUGAACGAAACCUUCCAGCCCAUCCGCCAAGGCCACAUUCCCCUGCACAAGGCCUUCUUCUCCCCUUUCAGAAUCACACAGGAGGGUGGGAUCGACCCUCUCCUCCGCGGGCUGUUUGGAGUCCCUGGGAAAAUGCGGGUCCCCUCCGAACUCCUCAACAUGGAGCUGACUGAGAAGCUCUUCUCCAUGGCACACUCUGUCUCACUGGACUUGGCUGCUAUCAACAUCCAGAGAGGGCGAGACCAUGGUAUCCCACCUUACAAUGACUUCAGGGUCUUCUGCAACCUCUCAUCUGCACAGGAGUUUGAGGACCUCAGAAAUGAGAUAAAGAACUUGGAGAUCAGGGAAAAGCUCAGGAGUUUAUAUGGAACUACCAAAAAUAUUGACCUGUUUCCAGCACUGAUGGUGGAGGAUCUUGUCCCUGGUACCAGAGUUGGACCAACGCUGAUGUGCCUGUUAACGACGCAGUUCAGAAGGCUGAGGGAUGGAGACAGAUUUUGGUAUGAGAAUCCUGGAGUGUUCACGCCGGCGCAGCUGACUCAGAUCAGACAGACAUCCCUUGCUCGUGUCAUCUGUGACAACAGCGACCACAUCCAGCAGCUCCAGAGAGAUGUCUUCCGGGUGGCGUCGUACCCUCAGGGCAUGGUCGGCUGUGAAGAGAUUCCCGCGGUGGACCUCCGCUUGUGGCAGGACUGUUGUGAGGACUGCCAGACACGUGGGCAAUUCAGGGCUCUUUCUCAACGGUUCCGAAGCAAGAGGUCUCCUGGCUUCAGCUACCCAGAAGAAAAUCCUGCCAAGCAUAAGCCUUCCUUCCACAGAAAUGAGGUGCCUUCUCCAAGCCCUUCCUCCAGAGAGAAUCUCGAGUCCCUUGUGGCUGAAUUGGAGAAGAGAGUUUCUUCCCUACGGAAACAGGUGAAUUCACUAGGGAGCCAGCUGAGGUGGCACCACAGGAACACCAGCACGCAUGGACAGGGGAAGAAGACUGGAGACAAAUGGAGGAAAAGAUGACCAUUUUGACUGUUCAUAUAAGGUGCCCUGUGCCCUGCACUCCUGCUCUCCACCAGCCAGUCCAACCCACUCCUACAGGGCUCAGAAACAGCAGCCACGAGACCCCAAGAUGCUCUGCCUCCUCUCACACCUCCUGAACCACUCCCUGUCCCAGGACGACUGUACUUCUGCCUGUAUUGAACCCUCUGCACUGACUGUCUAUGAGCCCCUCGACCAUUUGCCUCUGGGGAUGAGCUUUGCCCUCUUUGAUGGUGACAGACCAGCAGUCUGCCGAGAUGCCGCUUUCUUCCUUGAUCCCCAGGAAAUGGAGAAUAUUGAAGCUGCUUUAGUGCCACUGUUCUGCUCUUCUCUACCACGUGAUGCUGUUGUCAUCUACCACCCCUUGUCUGAAAUGUCCCAUGGGUACCCAACCAAAACAAUUCAUUAAGAGGCAAAACCUUUCUCAAAAGUACUGUGGUGUCAGGAAGCUUCUGGAGAAAUCUAAAAAAAAAAUUAUUUAAAUAAACAUGAAACCCAAAACAAACUCCCAGCCAUCUUCUCAUGCCAACAGAAAGAGCAAAAGGAACCUCCGGGCCCUGGCAAACACCGUUUGGGCUGGGCUUGCGGUCCCUGCCAGCAGCAGGGAGGUGAACCCAAGGCCUGGGGAAGUCUCCCGGCUGUUUGGGUGCUUCAGGAUGGGAUGCCAGACACAGCACACUGCGGCUGCCCGCGAUGCCAAGAUCAGCUGCUGUACUUUGCCAGUCAUUGGGUAACAAGUGGCACAUCCUCUGUUACAUGACCCAGCGAGUGACCUACCGUUACAUGCCCAGAGCUCAAAACCAUAUUCCUCAACUUGACCCGCAUUCUCCAACUUUCUGCCCCUUUAGGGGAUUAAUUGGAUUUAUGCUUCUCUUCCUUUUUUUCUUUUUUCCCCAAAAGGCUCUUUGCUGGAAGAUGUAUUUUGAGUGUAAACAUAACAGGACCUGGAACAGAACCGCAAAUAAUGAGAUGUAAUGGGUGCUCUCAUUAAUGGCGGGGAGCUGCUGGUUUCUGUCAAUUUGUACGGGAGAACACAAUGUGCAGUAUUUGACACAUGGGUGAAUGCAAAGUGCUGUUUGUGUUUAUUGCUCCCAGGUGCUCUGCAACUGAGUCAGGACUAUGUAGCCAGCUCUGCUGAACAGGUCUUCUGGUUUUGUUGCUCUUUGGAGGUGCUUUUUAGUGGUGCUAGAACUAAAGUCCCUGUGUAUCCACUAUAGCCCUAAAUCUGUGGACAGAUCAGUUUUUAAUACAUCCUUGUAAGCUGGUCACAGGGACUAAAGGGAAAAUACUUGAUCCAUUAGAUAUCUGUGCCUUCCUUAUCUUUCCUGUGCCCUCCCACCUUCCUCCCCACUGUGCAAGGAUCAGAAAUUUUUGUGAACUUGCUUGUUCUCUUCUUUUCCCCCUAUUUUUUUUUUUAGGUGUGUUAUAGUACCAAAGGGAUUCAAAGCAGCAGGGAUGCUCUUGGAAUUUAAUAGGAAAAUAAAAAAGAUACUAGAAAAAGGCUGUGA